This is a messenger RNA of Amaranthus tricolor (Joseph's coat), 3109 nucleotides long. RefSeq names its product probable serine/threonine-protein kinase At1g01540. The transcript has 7 exons. Lineage: Eukaryota; Viridiplantae; Streptophyta; Magnoliopsida; Caryophyllales; Amaranthaceae. The record is from RefSeq and is a predicted model, not a curated record. Gene Ontology annotation, molecular function: ATP binding; protein kinase activity. Gene Ontology annotation, biological process: protein phosphorylation. The coding region runs from base 1930 to 2865 and encodes 311 amino acids.
GUAUUCUGAGCUUCACCUUUCUAUCUUCCUUACCUGUUCGCGAAUAUUCUAUCUUUGCACAUAACCAAACCAUUUUAAGCGAUUCCCUUUUAUCUUUUCCUCAAUAUUUGCAAUUCUUAAAUUCGUUUGCAUAUCGUUUCGAAUUCUAUCCCUUAGUAAAUGCCUAGUAAUCCAUCGAAACAUUCAAAUUUCGCUACUCCCAUCUUUUUACUAUGAUCAUUUCUUAAAGCCCAACAAUCUGAACCAUAUAGUAGCACCGAUUUAAUGACCGUUCGAUAAAACUUGCUCUUUAACUAUAAGGGCACAGCUCAAUCACAUAAUAUCCCAGUAGCAGCAUUAAGUGUAUGCUCACAUUUUGUCGAAUAACCCCACCACUCUAGAUAAUAGAUUCAAGGUAUUUGAAGCAUCCACUUGAAGUAAUUUCUUUCUCUUCUAGCUUUGUAGUGCUACUCUUUAUCGCGCUUAUGCUAAAAUUACUUUCCAUGCAAUUUGUCUUAUUCCAACUUAAUUUGUAUCCCCAUGACUCCGAUUAUUGUCUCCAUCAUUCUAACUUAUCAUUUACCCCCCGUCUCUGGUCUCUUCUACUAUAAUAAUGUCUACUAUAAUAAUGUCAUUAGCAAACAACAUGCACCAAGGCACAUCUCCUUGUAUCGAUCGAGUUAUCUCAUCUAGGACUGAAAUGAAAAGGGCUUAGAGUCGAGCCCUAAUGAAAUUUAAUUGUGAUUGGAAAAUCCUUUGUUUCACCUCCACAUGUACUAACAUUUGUCUUUAUUUUUGAUACAUAUCUUACAUUAUAUUAAUAUAUUUCUUGGGAAUACCCUUCUUUGUCAUUGCCCAUCAAAGUACUUUUCUUGUUACGUUGUUGUAUGAUUUUUUUCAAGUCAAUAAAAAUCAUGUCCAAGUCUCUUUUUCUAGUCUAUUACUCCAUUCGUCUCAUAAGAUGAAUUGAUUUCAUUGUAAAUCUACCUGACAUAAAUUAAAGUUGGUUCACUGAUGUAGAGGUACAUCUCCUUAUAUAUAUGACUUAUGAGUUUUAUUCCUUGAUAGUUAGAGGCUUAGAGCAAUCUUGGAUAUCCCCUUUAUUCUUGUAAAUAGGCACUAGAGUAUUUCUUCUCCAGUCAUUAGACGUCUUGUUUGUCCACCAAAUCCUGUUAUUUAGAUCAGUUAACCAAGUGUUUCCAAUCGUUUCCAGGCAUCUACAUACCUCAAUAGGUAUACCAUCUGGUCCAGUCUCUUUCUUUAGCUUCAUUUUCUUGGACGCUCCAUCCAUUUCUGAUUUUUGUAUUUAUCGCGGAAAUUAUCUAUUUUCAUCUAAGGGAGUGAUUGUAACAUGUCCUACAACAUUUCCUUAUUCUCUAUUAAAUAGCUCAUUAAAAUACUCCCUCUAUCAAUCCUUUAUGUUCUUGUCCAAACCUAGAUAGUUCUUAUCCUUAUCCUUAAUAUUCUUCACUACACCCUUGUCAUUAGUUUUUGCUUCCCUACUCUUAGCCAACCUAUAUACAUCUUUUCCUCCUUUAGAUUCUAGUUUGUCAAAUACCACUUUAAUACCUUUUAAUUUCGCCUCAUGGAUAACUACUUUUGUCUUGACUUUGAUUUCCUUAUACAUGGCUAAAUUUUCCGCAUAUCUAGAUUUUCCCAAUCCGAGAUAACAUUUUUUUUCUUUUCAUUGAUAAGUGUCUUAACCUGCUUAUUCCACCACAUUGUAUUCUUCUUUACCACGAAACUACCACCUGAUUCUUUUAAAAUCUCGUUACAUAUUCAGAUAAUACAAGUGUUCAUCUUUGUCCACUUAUUGUCAGCAUCCAAAGUCAUCUCCCAAUCUACUUCUUCAAUAACUUUCUCAGCGAAAACUUUAGCAUUAUCCUCUGUCUACCUCCACCAUUUAAUCCUAUGUUCUUCUUUGGCUUUUUUACCUUUGAUCUUUCUUGAAUGCGAACAUCUAGGAUAAGAAGUUGUGAUGGAGGACAAGCUGAAAAGGAGUUCAAAGUUGAAGUGGAAGCAAUUGGACGUGUUCGACAUAAGAAUUUAGUCAGAUUGCUCGGUUAUUGUGCUGAAGGAGCUCAUAGGAUUCUGGUGUAUGAGUAUGUAGACAAUGGGAACUUGGAACAAUGGCUUCAUGGAGAUGUGGGAUCUCUUAGUCCUCUUACCUGGGAUAUUCGCAUGAAUAUUAUGAUAGGGACAGCGAAAGGAUUGACUUACUUGCAUGAGGGGCUUGAGCCUAAAGUUGUUCACCGAGACAUUAAGUCAAGUAACAUAUUGCUUGAUAAACAAUGGAACCCGAAAGUAUCUGAUUUUGGCCUAGCAAAGCUCCUGGCAUCAGAGAGAAAUUAUGUGACAACACGUGUGAUGGGAACUUUCGGCUAUGUUGCUCCAGAAUAUGCCAGUACGGGCAUGUUGAAUGAAAGAAGUGAUGUGUAUAGCUUCGGGAUCCUUUUGAUGGAGGUCAUUUCGGGGAGAAAUCCUGUGGAUUACAGCCGUCCACCCGGAGAGGUGAAUGUUGUUGAUUGGCUCAAACAAAUGGUAUCAAGCAGAAAUGCAGAAGGUGUGUUGGACCCUAAACUACCCGAGAAGCCUUCUUCCCGAGCAUUGAAGCGUGUCCUGCUAGUGGCUUUACGUUGUGUAGACCCAAAUGCACAAAAGCGUCCAAAGAUGGGUCAUAUUGUACAUAUGUUAGAAGCUGAAGAGCUUCCUUUUCGUGAUGACCAUCGAACUACAAGAGAGCACGGGAUUUCAGUGCUUAGAACCGCAAGAGCUAAGCUAAUGGAUAAUCUAGCAAUCGAAUCAGGUGACAGCAGUGGAUACGAAAGUGGCGUAUCAAUUCCUAGAUUGCCGUGGAGAAAGCAGGAAACUGUGGAAGAACACUAAAUGUUUGAGGUUUGUAUAGGUUUUAGCUACUGAUCAGAUGUUUGGUUGUUUAGUUAUAGGCGGCUGCUACUGCAGUCCAACACCAAUUUGGAAGUCUUGUACAUGUGUGUGUGGUAGGAUCAAUGAAGAUGGUCAGUAAAUUUCACUGAAAACAUUCCAUGUUUAGUUUACUGCAUACGUCCCAGAGAAACCUUUCACGAAAAAUAAUAUCCGUAGAUUGACAAUAAUACUAAAGCCUUGAUCC